AUGAACGACAGCCACUCGGAAGCAGCUAUUGAAUCCGAGCUCCGGGUCUUUCAUCCUGCAGUGGACAACAAUUGGACCAUGCCGGCUUUCCUGGCUAUCGGAAAUGACUAUGGCACCUUUCAUAUUAUUGCCAACAAUACACGCAAAUAUCUUCUCGUGGGAUCUGAGAAUGGCAAAACUGUGCAUUCCAUCACUGUUCAAGGUACUGUGAUGCCCCAUAACAGCGUUCUUCGCGAGAUGCCCGUUCACUUACAGGGCAAAAUCCUAGAUCCCACUAAAUAUCAGGAGCUCGUUGUGGCCUCUGAGAAGAUGAGGGCUGUUGCAUUUUGA
This is a messenger RNA of Penicillium angulare, 330 nucleotides long. RefSeq lists its product as uncharacterized. Bases 1 to 330 code for a protein of 109 amino acids. The record is from RefSeq and is a predicted model, not a curated record. NCBI's taxonomy places the organism in Eukaryota, Fungi, Ascomycota, Eurotiomycetes, Eurotiales, Aspergillaceae. The transcript is spliced from 2 exons.